Histoplasma capsulatum G186AR is the source of this 1392-nucleotide messenger RNA. RefSeq lists its product as uncharacterized. The coding region runs from base 1 to 1392 and encodes 463 amino acids. NCBI's taxonomy places the organism in Eukaryota, Fungi, Ascomycota, Eurotiomycetes, Onygenales, Ajellomycetaceae. The transcript is spliced from 4 exons. The record is from RefSeq and is a predicted model, not a curated record.
AUGAUUCCGUUUAGCACAAAUCGUGAGAAUCGAAGUGAUGUACCUCGCCGGCUUGUCCUUUGCUUCGACGGCACUGGGAACAGCUUUCAAGCGAACGAGUCAGAUACAAAUGUCGUCAAAAUAUAUGAUAUGUUGAAUCGUUUUGACAAGAACCAAUUCCAUUACUAUCAGCCCGGGAUUGGGACAUUUGAUGCUGGCACAAGUAACUCUGGCAUAUCGUUCAUAGGACGAUUAAGAGCCAGUAUCGGAUCUAUGAUGGACCAAGCGAUCGGCACCACUUUCGAGUACCAUGUUUCCGCUGGAUACAAAUUCCUGAUGAGGUUUUACUCGCCAGGCGAUGCGAUAUACAUCUUCGGAUUUUCUCGUGGGGCAUAUACUGCACGGUUCCUAGCUGAGAUGAUCAACGUCAUAGGCCUCCUGUCCCAGGGAAACGAAGAUAUGAUCCGUUUUGCCUUCCAAUCCUUCAGCGAAGUUCAACGUAAUCGGGGCAAGAUUAACAAGAGCACGAAAGAGCGCGACCAAGAACGAUACUUAGAGCAUUUCAAGCGGACCUUUUGUCGUCGCGAUGUUAAGCCCCCGGCAGUCCAUAUCCGCCACGCAGUUUCCAUCCACGAACGCCGGCUGAAGUUCAAACCAGCUCUCUUCCUAUUCGAAAAGGAUCAUCAAGAUUCUGACAUCCACGAAGUAUGGUUUGCGGGAAAUCACUGCGAUGUUGGCGGAGGGUUUCACUAUGAAGGCCCCGGAAAGCAUCUUCUGUCCGAUAUUCCCUUGGCAUGGAUGAUCGACCAAGUGAACGCCCUGGGGGACCAGCCAGCUGGCAAGCUAGCAUUUGACCAGGAGACGAUUAACCAAAGAGGCCAUAUGAAAGCGGGACGUGCACCAGUGUUGCUGCCAACCCAUGGCCUGUCCUCACACACUCCACGUGAAUCUGCUCUAAAAGAACGGAGACCACACGACUUCCUCGCUUUCGACCGUGGCGUAACGCGCUUCGCAACGUUAAUGUGGUGGAUUCUAGAAAUCCUCCCUCUAUUCACCCGCCUGGAACUUGAAUACGGAGAAUGGAUCCCACGUUACUGGCCCCCAAACCUCGGUGCGACCCGUGAUAUACCCCGAGAUGCGAAAAUCCACUGCUCUGUAGUUCAGCUGUAUAAGGCUGGCGUGCUUAGCGAGAUGCCCCGGCUCGGAGGCGACCUACCUCCAUUUUUGGAGGAUCCCAUACUUCUCAUCAAAUCAUUGCCUUUCAUGCUCUUGCGGAUCCUGAUGCCGUGGUACUGGGCUAGCCGUUGGGGAAAGCAAAAGAAGAUUCCACCAAAAACGCAAGAGGCCAUAAAAAAGAAGAUCACCAAGGUAGUAGAAUCACAUGGAGCUCGGUCAUGGAGCUGGACAUAUUGA